AUGAUGGAUGGUAACGAUCACCGUGACUGUACGCAGCCGAGUGGGCCAGUUACGCCACGUGCAUUAUGUGGCGCAGAUGAAUUUGUGGAAUUGCGGCAUUACAGCACGCUGAAUGAGCCUUCCCAAAUGCACACGGAUGACCUCCAUCAGGAGGAGACGGUGCGGAGCGAAGUGGCAGUGCAGCUUGCGGAGAAGGUCGUUGUCCUUCGCCGGCAACUGCAGCGGCGGGAGGCCGAAAUUCAGGCGCUGAAGUCAGGCAUCGAGACUGGUGUGGGUCCGGCAACGCAUGGUGUCGCAGCCACCGCCGCGGACGGUUUGCCUGAUGGGGCAUGCAACAGUGUCCGUGCUGUGACGCCCGUGAAGACGGGGCUGCUCGGUGUGGAGCAGGCGACGGAGUUUCAGUGUCACCGCAGUACUGCCGAGCUUCAGCAGAAAUUGUCGGAGAUGGAGACGAAGGGGGCACUGUGGCGGCAACGCGUGAAGGAGGCGUUGCGGACGUCUCAAAGGCGAGAGCAGGCCCUUCUCGCCGAGAACAUUGCACUCCAGCAGCGGGCGCAGAAGUUACAGGAGAGGCUUAAUGAGGCCAUGUUUCGCAUCGAGGCUUGUGCUCUGAAGAACGCGCGGCAGACCACGAAGGUGUCUUGCCACAGCCAAACGAAUGAAUUUACAGAAGAUGCGGAGUCUGACAAGGAUUUGUGUUGCGGUGACACCCUGGUGAUGUCCGACACCGGCAUCACACUCUCCUUGCGGCAACCUCGACAUUCUUCUCCGAGGCCUACGACACGUGCAAUGUCGUAUGUGGUGGCGUCUAUGGAGAGCUUGGCUGCAGCGGCGACGGCAGCGCCCACUGUGGCGCCAAUGCUGCCUGAAUUUCUUUCCGACGGUGAUCCUAAAAGUCCUCUCAGAUUCCCUUACCCGCCUCCAUCGCUGCUGCUGAAGUCGCGUGGAAACUCAAAUCCAAACAGUAAUAGUACCAAUGACAGUAGCUUAAAUUAUGCGCUGGAGAUCACGUCGCGCGAUCCGGGCAGUCAGGCAAAGGCCCCACCGCUCAUUGUUGCAGUUCACUACAACAACUCAGAGGGGUGGAGUGUGCAGACGAAGGUGCGUGUCAGUCCCGGCAUGACGGUGACUAAGCUCAAGGAGUAUUGCUGCUCACUGUUUAACGAGCGCUACCAACUGCAGCUGGACGCCGUCGCACUGUGUGUGCGCUACUACCACGCGAAGGCGAAUCGGCAUGUGGUGCUGUCCGCGUACCGUGAACUGCACUCCUUCGCCUGUUUUCAGCGGUGCGAGCGCGAGCAGAUUCACAUCACACUGCAGCUCGUCACGGAGGAUCGCUUGGCAAGGCUUGUGCACGACACAAUGAAUGUUGCCACUGUGUCAAUGCUGAAUUCCCCACGUGACCCUUCGGAGUGA
Molecule: messenger RNA, 1416 nt
Organism: Trypanosoma rangeli
Lineage: Eukaryota; Euglenozoa; Kinetoplastea; Trypanosomatida; Trypanosomatidae
Exons: 1
Coding region: 1-1416 (471 amino acids)
Source: RefSeq, a predicted model, not a curated record